Epinephelus lanceolatus (giant grouper) is the source of this 5500-nucleotide messenger RNA. RefSeq names its product lysyl oxidase-like 2b (gene loxl2b). Lineage: Eukaryota; Metazoa; Chordata; Actinopteri; Perciformes; Serranidae. Gene Ontology annotation, molecular function: copper ion binding; protein-lysine 6-oxidase activity. Gene Ontology annotation, cellular component: membrane. Gene Ontology annotation, biological process: collagen fibril organization; peptidyl-lysine oxidation. The record is from RefSeq and is a predicted model, not a curated record.
AGACAAGAAGGAGAAGCUGCAGCUGUCUUUGGGCUUUGGUCUGGACGCACUUUUACUGCAGCCUGCAGGAGCUCACAGCCUCAGGAGGGACAAAGAAACUCCAACCAAAAUAUGGCCACCCAGUGUUUGCCCUGCUGCACUGUCAUACUGUUAGUGCUAUUAGAACUGGCUGUUGCCCAGUAUGAACACCUCGGCUACCCUCCGGGGUACCCCGAACCUGAACAGGAGCAGUACACCGCCCCGCAGCUGUCAGCAGACACGCCAAGGAUUCAGCUCCGAUUGGCGGGAGAUAAGAGGAAACACAACGAGGGUCGCGUAGAAGUUUUCUACAACAACGAAUGGGGCACUGUCUGCGAUGAUGACUUCACUAUCCAUGCAGCCCAGGUGGUGUGCAGGGAGCUGGGUUACCUGGAAGCCAUCUCAUGGUCACCAUCCUCAAAAUAUGGGAAAGGACAAGGACCCAUCUGGUUUGACAAUCUCCACUGCACUGGCAAAGAAAAGACCUUGGCGCUGUGUCCCUCCAAUGGAAUCGGUGUUUCAGACUGCAAACACAGUGAAGAUGUAGGCGUUGUGUGCAGUGACAAGAGAAUCCCUGGAUUUAAAUUUGUCAACACCCUGCCCAACCAUGUGGAGAGCCUUGACAUUCAAGUGGAGGACGUGCGUAUACGAGCCAUCCUGUCAUCGUACCGAAAGCGGAUCCCUGUAACAGAGGGCUAUGUGGAGGUCAAGGAUGGCGGUAAAUGGAAGCAGAUUUGUAACGCAGAGUGGACCCAGCUUAAUGGCAGAGUCAUCUGUGGCAUGUUUGGCUUCCCCGGGGAGAGGAAGUACAAUGCCAGAGUUUACAAGAUGUUUGCUCGCCGGAGAAAGCCUACAUACUGGGACUAUUCUGUGAACUGCACUGGCAAUGAAGCCCAUUUGUCCAGCUGUAAACUGGGCCAGGCUUCAUCACUGAAGUCCAAUGAGACCUGUGCUGGAGGGUUGCCUGUUGUGGUGAGCUGUGUGCCCGGCAGAGACUUUGCUCCAACGCCAAUGACGGGAUUCAGGAAGGCCUUCAGACAGGAGCAACCACUGGUUCGUCUUCGUGGUGGGGCCAUCGUAGGCGAGGGCCGAGUGGAGGUGUUGAAAAAUGGAGAGUGGGGCACCAUAUGUGAUGAUAACUGGAACCUGCUGUCUGCCACCGUGGUGUGUCGAGAGCUGGGCUUCGGUACGGCCAUAGAGGCCUUGUCUGGAGGUCGCCUGGGACAAGGUAUGGGCCCUGUGCAUAUGAAUGAGGUGGAGUGCUCUGGAUUUGAGAAGUCCAUCACAGAGUGCUUCUUCAACAAGGAGGCUAUUGGUUGCAGCCAUGAGGAGGAUGCAGCCGUUAGAUGUAACGUUCCUGCUAUGGGCUUCCAGGAGUCGCUGCGCCUGAGUGGAGGUCGUAACCCCUAUGAGGGCCGUGUGGAAGUGCUGAUGGAGAGGAACGGUUCUCUGGUGUGGGGGACGGUGUGCAGUGAAGGCUGGGGAACCAUGGAGGCCAUGGUGGUUUGCAGACAGCUGGGCCUGGGCUUCGCCAGCAACGCUUUCCAGGAGACUUGGUAUUGGCCAGGAGAGGUGACUGCUGACGCUGUGGUGAUGAGUGGCGUUCGCUGCUCUGGUACUGAGAUGUCUCUGUCCCACUGCCUGCACCACGGAGCCCACCUCAGCUGCCCUAGGGGAGGUGGACGCAAUGCCGCUGGAGUCUCCUGCUCUGAGACGGCUCCUGACCUGGUGUUGAACCCUCAGGUGGUGGAGCAGACCACCUACAUGGAGGACAGGCCCAUGUUCAUGCUGCAGUGUGCGUUUGAGGAGAAUUGUCUGUCCUCCACCUCCAGCCAGGUGCCGGCCAACUCCUAUCGCCGCCUGCUGCGCUUCUCAUCCCAGAUCCACAACAACGGCCAGUCUGACUUCCGGCCCAAAGCUGGCAGGCACUCCUGGGUGUGGCAUGACUGUCACAGGCAUUAUCACAGCAUGGAGGUGUUUACGCUCUAUGACCUGUUCAGCCUCAAUGGAACCAAAGUGGCAGAAGGACACAAAGCAAGUUUUUGCCUGGAGGACUCAGAGUGUGAUGAAGGUAUUGAAAAGAGGUACGAAUGUGCUAACUUUGGAGAUCAGGGGAUCACUGUGGGCUGCUGGGAUACCUACAGGCACGACAUCGACUGCCAGUGGAUUGACAUAACUGAACUCAAACCUGGAGAUUACAUUUUCCAGAUAGUAAUUAACCCAAACUAUGAGGUACCGGAGACAGACUACUCAAAUAACAUACUGAAAUGCAGAUGUCGAUAUGAUGGCCAUCGUGUGUGGAUGUACAGCUGCCAUAAUGGUGGCUCAUUAAGCAUCGAAACAGAACAGACGUUCCCAGGGCUCCUCAACAACCAGGUGACCCACAGGUAAAGACAAAGCAGAGGAGAUGAGUCGACUGGCAGUCCCCCUUCCUGCAGGAAGGCCAUCUGAAACCCACCAACCACUCCGCAUCUCCAUCUGUGGUGGAUUCCCCCUGUCAGCCCUGCCCUGGUCAAAAUAUCUUGUUACAUUUCCCCUUCUGUUAGGAAGAGCCCUCCUUCCCCCACGGCUGAAAAAGUAUUGUUUUCCCCCUCCGGUCCAAACAGAGGCAGCUACAGCCUUACCAACACUUCCAUGUUAAGAACAAAAGAUUGGUGAUGCUAUCCUUGUGCCUUGUAACUUUUUUCUUUUAAAUGAGUGAUGAAAUAAACCUGCCGGGAAGUGGCAGGUAUUUUACACAAGCUGCAGUGUUGGGGAAUGUCAUCAAGACUGUGUCCUCUUUGAAGUGCAGCACUUUAACAGAACCCUGCUGCAACACUUUUUGUUCAAAGCUUCCCUGUCAGUGGCAGGUCGCCUGAGGAUUGAGAGGAACCGUGGAUAACAAUAGCAGUGGUCUGUCUUUGGAAAUAAAGUCAGUGUUCUUCCACUUUUCAUAAAGUGCCUCUUACACACAUACACUGAGUUUAUGUUCCACAGACAAACUGAGCAUUUCUGUUGCAUGUCAGUUAUUCAAGCUGAAGUUUCACAUCUUAAUUGAGGAGUUUACAAAUCAAGUUGCGGCACAAACAAGUCCUCAAAAAGCAAACAGCCCAUUCAUCACAAAUUAAAAGUGCUAAUUGCUUGAUUCAGCUGUAAAACUAAUCCAGCGAGGCUGAACUAUCACAUACUGAGACGCCUCAGAGUGCCCCAAAGCCUUCUUUUAAAUAACUGGAGCAUAUAUUCUCUCAAAUUGCUCUACACGAACAAGGACUGUAGUCUUUGCAUCAAAUCUGAUUAGGCCACAUUUCAAAGAGGAGUCGCACUAUCAUCCUUUGUGAGCACUGGUGUCCCAGUGUGUGUUGGAAGCAAUCUCAGUUAGUCUAGAAAUCAUUUAAGCAAAUUUUACCCACAGAUUUACCUAUAAUUUACACUAUAGUAUGCAUUACCUAAGAGGUUUUAGUUUUGACCAGCACUGAUAGUAGUUUUCCAGUUACUGUGCAAAAUUGACAACAACAAAAAAAAAAAAAAUACUGAUUUAGAACUGGGUUAUGUCCUCCCUUUGGUAACUUUGAGAUUGAUGUCAGCUUCCAGACACUGUCUUGUUCUGAUAUAUCCAUAAUUCUUUUUAUGAUAUGUAGCAAUAUUUUGCUUUUGAAGCUAAUAUAUCUACGUUUUUUCUCUCCCCGUUCAGUGCCUUUAUAAAACACUCAGAUUCAUUACACCCACCAUCUUUAAAGACCAAUUUAAUACCACUUAGAAAUCUAGUUUUUUAUAACUUAAAGUCCAGCCGAAAAUAAAUUGCCUGCUUUACAGCCUACCGAUCCACUCUGUAGGUUCCUGUUUUAUAGUCUGCUUUUAGGACGACAUAGCCAGUCUGUGCCAUUGGUUCUUUGUCUCGUCUUCUGUCAUCUAACUGCACAAAGGCCUGGUCACAGCAGCAUUUAAAACAGCUCCAUUUUGCUGCAGUUUCCAAUCAUUCCAAUUAAAUCAUUGUAAUUAGUGUAUCCUUUCGCUGGUGCAAAGUAGAUGAGUGCAAAUUGUGCAAAAGCUAUCGUUGCUAAUCAGCUGUGUUGCACCAUCAACUUUUAUUUAACCUGCUCUGUUCGAGUAAAACUGUUCCACAAAAGAGGAGACAUUUAUGAGACAGGAAGUGAUGGUAGGCCUACAAAUGUGUCUUUCGAAAAAACUGCGUGAAGUUUUUAUCCUGCUUAUGAUCGAGCUAAGCUAACAAGAUUUUGAGUUUGAUAACUGAUCUUUUGCAAGUUUCUGGGGAACAUGGGACCCUGUGUCAAGUUCCCAUUAUGUACUAUAUAAAUCUGGGAAACAAAGAACCUUGUAAACAUAGGAGUCUUGGCGAGUACAUAUGUAGGUCUGGGGAACAAAGGACCCUGGGAACAUGGACUCAGGGAGCACUGGAAUUACCCUACUAGCACCAGCCCAGAUAGCUAGCGCUUUAAUGUCUCACCAGGCAACCACAGCAAUUUACCAACUAGCCCUGAUACUAUAGUCACUACAUCACUACUAGAGCCAAAUAUUAUGCAAAGCCACAUGAAUAUAUUCUGCUGUACCAUUUUCUAGUUGUGACCAGGCCUUAAAGCAGAAACACACUGUUGUAUCAGAGGCUGAGUAACAGCCAGAUAGCAGUCUGAGACACAACAUAAAAGAGGACAAACUUUGAACCAUCUCACAUUAACUUUCAAGCUAUCAUAUUCUAAUAUCUUCUUCAUAUCUACUGUACAAGAAGGUAGCUUAACUUAGCUGAAAGAGCUACCAACCAUUGCGGGGUAGAUAGCUAAUUAGCUAGUCAGCUGUAGCACAUGGUAGGCUACCAGCAACACUGCCAACAAAUUUCUGUCUGACCUUUGCUUGUAAGCUAGCAGUCAAAGACACGCACUCAUAGUCUUGAAGGCUUAAGAGCUUUUUUAAUGUUUGUCAAAAGGGCUAUUUUCUUCCUUUGAAUAAUAAAAAUAUCAAUGAUUCAUUGAAAAAUUGCUCUGAACUUUUCUUUAAGACACAUGAGUGUAUGUGUUACUGAAAUGUGUCUUAAGUCUUCCACAGCCAGUGGCACGCUGUUGGUUCUACAUGAGGAUCAUAGGACUGUUCUACAGUAUCAUGCUUUCACAUACAGGAAGGUUUCAGCCGUUAUUUGUUGCCUUUACAAGGAAACACAAGAGCACAGGUAUCAUCCUCUCAGAGAAAGCUCAUGGAAUAGCGUUUCUCCCCGUUAAGAGUUGCAGAUAUUAGUUACUGUUACUGAAGUUAGGUUUUUUUUUACAGUUUUAUUCCUCGUUUUAAAAUAAUAUGUUACGUACAAUAAUGUGUGUGUGAAUCCUGUUUUAUUGUACUUUUUUAUAAUGGUGCUAUCAAACUGGUCCUCUGUUUUCUGAGGGUGCAGUACGUGUUGAACAGCUACAUUAUGUAUACUAACAGUAUACUUGAACUGAGAAAUAAAUUGCUUUGUGUGUUAAACUAUAAUAAAGGUCUGAGUUACGGAGCAACCAAA